GAGCUUGGCGUUUUGGGAAUUUACGAUCCCAAGUCGCGGGUGUUAGUGAAUGGAUCUUCCUUAUCGUGUACGGCUCGAUGCACUUCACAUUGACACACAAGUGGCAGAUUUUAGGGUUCGGUUGACGUCCCCGGCCCAAUCCAGCUUAGUGCAAAAAAUACAAAUAUGACUAGAAGUUGAAAGUCAUUAACCGUCAGUCAAUCGGAGUUUGUUGAGGCGUAAAGGUGGUCGGUUGAAUUGUUCAGUAAGCCACUCUAGGCUGGCUGGAGAAGUUAUGUGAUAGAAGAAGGCACCGGGCCAACAAUAAGUGUAAGGAAAAAAAGUCGUGAAAGAAGGCAUCAUCGACACGCGGCUUGCGUUCGUUCAGUUGGUGGGUUUUGGGAGGAGAAAUUAUGUGAUUGAAAUAUUUAAUAGAACCAUUGUUGAAUAAUUUGUUUACGGCAAGCGUCCGUGUUUGUGCCGAGAGUGUUUUUUUUUUCAAUUGAAGAACGAAGAGAAGGAAGGAAGUUUAGUGAGAAGUUUUUUUUUGCAGAGAUUCCAGGUUCAGUGUUUGAAGCCCUGUGAAGUAAUCAAGCGUGUUAACAAUAUCCGAUGAGCUGAAGAAUUUUGUCUUGGACUGUAAAAGAUUGGCAGGGAGAUACGAAAAAUACUAACGAUGAGGCUCUAUUUCCUAACACUGGUGGUAUGCCUCUGCCAUCGGGCCGCCUCCCUUCCCCAAGUGGUGAUCACAAGCGAUGCCCUCAAUGAGGAACAGAUGAAGCAGAUCCUUCAGCAGUAUGACACCGAAGUGCGCAGCUAUUGCAAUCGGCAAGUGCAAGCCAACUGGAAUGUUGCUACCAAUACCGAGAACACUACCUUCCAAGAAGAACAGAAUAAAAUUUCACUGGAGUAUGCCAAAUUCCGGACGGAUUUCUACGAGCAAUAUUUCAAAGAUGCUCAGGUGCAAAACUAUGAGGAUCCUAAGGUGCGUAAACAGCUAACGUUGCUGAAGGACCUAGGAACUGCUGCACUGCCAACCAGUGACCUGGAGGAAUACAAUAAAGUUAUGAGACGGAUGGACGCUGCGUACCAACUGGCGGAAGUUUGUCCCUACACUGAUCAGAACUGUGCCCCGGAUGCACAAAAGUGGACUCUGGAUCCGGAAAUGGAGCACGUUAUGGCAUCAUCGAAUGAUUACGAUGAGUUGACAUAUACCUGGAGGCGUUGGCGUGAAGAGUCCGGAAAGAAGAUGCGUCAAGAUUACAAAUUGUAUGUGGACUACGUUAACCAGGCAGCUAAACUGAACGGAUAUGGGGACUACGGUGAAAUGUGGAGGGCUCGAUAUGACGACUCGGAUUUGAGAGGCACACUAGAGCGACUGUGGAAAGAAGUGGAACCUCUGUAUAAUGAGCUUCAUACUUACGUUAGGUUUAAAUUGCUGGACAUGUAUGGUGACAAAAUGGAUCGAAACAAUGAGAAAAUUCCAGCUCACAUUCUGGGCAACAUGUGGGCACAGUCAUGGGUUAACCUUUAUGAUCGUAUCAAACCGUUCCCAGACGCUAGCUUGGUAGAUGUUACAGCUAAAAUGCAAGAACUGGGUUUCAACGCUACUAAAAUGUUUGAGAUGUCGGACGAGUUUUACCAAAGUCUUGGUCUUCCAAGCAGCGCCAUGAGCUACGGUCCGAAAGCCGUCAUCGAGAAACAACCGCAGAAAAUGGUUUGCCAUGCUUCUGCAUGGGACUUUUGCGACGGUGAAGACUUCCGCAUCAAGAUGUGCACCAAUAUCAAUAUGGAGGAUUUCAUUACCGUCCAUCAUGAGAUGGGUCAUAUCAUGUAUUUUAUCCUGUACAAAGAUCAACCACAGCUGUUCAAGACCGGAGCAACUCCAGCAUUCCACGAAGCCGUUGGAGAUACGAUUGCUCUCUCCGUAGCUACUCCGAAGCAUUUGAAGUUGGUUGGACUGCUGGAUGAGUACGCUGACAGUGAAGCGGAUAACAUCAAUGCUCUGUUCGAGAUGGCUUUGGAGCGAGUUGCCUUCCUACCGUUCGGUUAUUUGAUCGAUCAGUGGCGUUGGGAUGUAUUCAGUGGAGCGGUCAAUGAGAGUGAAUGGAAUUCUCACUGGUGGAAUCUAAGAGAGAAGUAUCAGAAGGUUUACGCUCCUGUAUCGCGAUCGGAAAGUGACUUUGAUCCUGGUGCAAAAUACCACAUACCAGCCAACUCGCAGUACAUAGCGUACUUCUUGGCCCAUAUCCUGGAGUUCCAGUUCUAUCGAUCCCUUUGUAUUGAAGCUGGAGAAUACAACCCAACAAGUAGUUCAGCAAAUCCUUUACAUAAAUGCGAUUUCUACAACAGCAAGGCUGCAGGAAAUAAGCUGAAGGAAGGUUUAUCAUUAGGUUACAGCGAAGAUUGGAGGUUUGCUCUGGAGAAACUGACCGGAGGUCAAGAUAUUAGCGGUCAUGCUUUGCUGGAAUAUUUCGCGCCAUUGUACGAGUUUUUGAAGGAGGAAAACGCCAAGAUACGGAAUGCUGAAAUGCAGUCCGUGGUCGACAACUACAGCAAGGAGUAUGAGGUAGCAUGCAACAAACAAGUCAAGGCUCAAUAUGCCACGCAGGUGGACGUAGGAAAUAUUACAUUACUGCAGGAGUUGACAGAAAUCUUGAACGAGAAUACCAAGUUCGUACUUGAUAACUACAAUCAACACUUUGCCCAAGUGAAUGCAGAGGACUACACCGAUCCGGACCUCCGUCGGCAGCUGCAGUAUUUAACGCAAAUAUCUAUCAACCACUUACCCGAGCAGGAGUUUACAGCGUUGAACAACGCUCUCGGCAGAAUGCAGCAUAUCUACAGUAGUACGCUGAUUUGUCCAUACGAUCAGCAAAACUGCACAACCGGCACGCUGAGCUUGGAUCCGGAUCUGUACGAGGUGAUGGCCGAAUCGCAAGAUUACGAUGAACUGUUGUACGCAUGGAAGGAAUGGCGCUAUAACACCGGACGGUAUAUGAAGAACGAUUACGCCGAAUAUGUCCGUUUGAUGAAUAAGGCCGCUGGAGUGGCUGGUUUUGAUGACAUGGGGGGCCUUUGGAGAGAUGCCUUCGAGCAGGAGAACUUCAUCGAUGAAAUGAAACGCCUGUGGAGUCAGCUGAAGCCGUUCUACGUUGAAUUGCACAAGUACGUCCGAAGAGAGCUGAUGCAGAUCUACGGAGAUAAAAUGGACUCCAAGAAUCCGAAUAUUCCUGCCCAUUUGCUGGGUAACAUGUGGGCCCAGGCCUGGGGCAACUUGUACAAUCGUAUCAAGCCGUUCAAGGAUACUGUUGAUUUGGAUAUUACAAAGAAUCUGGUCGAAAAAGGAUUCACGGUGAAGCAGUUAUUUGAGAUCUCCAACGAUUUCUAUGUUGGAUUGGGACUUCCCGAUAACAGUAUGAGCUAUAAUGAGAGUCUCGGUGCAGUGAUUGAAAAACCAUCAGAUCGUGUCGUGACUUGUCAUGCAUCGGCGUGGGAUUUCUGCGACCGCAAAGAUUUCCGAAUCAAGAUGUGCACCAGGAUGAACAUGGAGGACUUCAUAACGAUCCAUCACGAGAUGGGCCAUAUCAAUUACUACCUUUUGUACAAGGAUCAACCGGUGACACUACGUGCAGGUGCCAAUCCAGGAUUCCAUGAAGCUGUUGGAGAUACGAUAGCCCUGUCGGUGGCAACACCGGAGCACUUCCGCAAGAUUGGCCUGCUAGACAAUUACGAAAGCUCAUAUGAGAAUGAUAUCAACGCUCUGUUCCAGAAGGCCUUGGACAGGGUGGCCUUCUUGCCAUUUGGACUGGUAAUUGAUAUGUGGCGUUGGGAGAUUUUUGCAGGAAAAGUCGAUUUUCCCAAUUGGAAUAAGCGUUGGUGGGAGCUGAGAGAAGAAUACCAAAUGGUCUCUGCCCCAGUGGAGCGUGACUUGGAUGCUUUUGACCCUGGUGCAAAAUAUCACAUUCCUUAUGACAGUCAGUACAUUUCUUACUUCAUCGCCCAUAUUCUGGAUUUGCAGCUGCAUAAAUCACUUUGUCAAGUGGCGGGAGAAUACGAUCCAAACAAUUCGAGCAAACCACUACAUAAAUGUGAUAUCGAUGGUUCCAAAGAGGCCGGUGAUCGUUUGAGGGCAGGACUUUCGUUGGGUCGUUCUGUUCACUGGUCCGAAGCACUCCGAGCGAUGACAGGAGAAACGAAGCUAAAAACUGAUGCCUUGUUGGAGUACUAUGCUCCACUCUACGAGUUCCUAAAGAAGGAGAAUGAAAAGGCUGACCGCGGCGCCGGUGCCACGAUAGCACUUUCUUCAGUUCUAGUCAUGUUGGUGACCGGAGUGAACCUUCUAUCGAAACUGUUGUGAAAUGUUUACCGUUAACACUAGUGACUAGUUUAUUAAAGUGCAAUAAAAUUGAACGUUUGCUCCAA
Messenger RNA from Aedes aegypti (yellow fever mosquito), 4404 nucleotides. RefSeq names its product angiotensin-converting enzyme. Gene Ontology annotation, cellular component: plasma membrane. NCBI's taxonomy places the organism in Eukaryota, Metazoa, Arthropoda, Insecta, Diptera, Culicidae. Gene Ontology annotation, biological process: proteolysis. The transcript has 6 exons. Gene Ontology annotation, molecular function: peptidyl-dipeptidase activity; metallopeptidase activity. The record is from RefSeq and is a predicted model, not a curated record. Bases 656 to 4339 code for a protein of 1227 amino acids.